This is a messenger RNA of Aspergillus nidulans FGSC A4, 1938 nucleotides long. RefSeq lists its product as uncharacterized. The transcript is spliced from 7 exons. Gene Ontology annotation, biological process: regulation of transcription by RNA polymerase II; regulation of DNA-templated transcription; DNA-templated transcription. The record is from RefSeq and is a predicted model, not a curated record. Lineage: Eukaryota; Fungi; Ascomycota; Eurotiomycetes; Eurotiales; Aspergillaceae. The coding region runs from base 1 to 1938 and encodes 645 amino acids. Gene Ontology annotation, molecular function: DNA-binding transcription factor activity, RNA polymerase II-specific; DNA binding; zinc ion binding. Gene Ontology annotation, cellular component: nucleus.
AUGCCGCAGAAAGCCCAGCCUCAGCCCCGAGAGAGUCCAUUCAAGCCAGCGCGGCAGCAACCAGGCCUCGCAUGUGAAGAGUGUCGCAAGCGCAAGGCACGAUGUGACCGCGCCAAACCGCAAUGCGGCUCUUGUAUGAUGACGGGGAGGGUCUGCGUGGUGAACCAUAACAGGCCACGACGGGGCCCUAAGAAGGGGCAAAUUGAGAGCCUGUAUUCAAGAUUGGGUAGAUUCAUUCACGGCAGUCUCUGCAUUAGUUGCUGGAAAGCGGGCAUGCUGACGGUGACAGAGGUUCUAGAAGAGCAGGUGAUUGAGCAGAUGGAGCAUAUAUACCACCCGGACUUCGAACCAAACUCGCAUCCUCGCCAUUCGCAAUCUCACGAUCGGCGUCAACAAUCCGGCCCAGACUCUAGUCCGGAUACGCAACACGAACUACCAUUCCUACAGUCUCCUCCAGCUGCUCGAGACGCUGACUCCGCAGAGCGUGCCCUGCUCCCUUCCCCAGUAUCACCGGUCCGGGCCAUGACAGCCCAAGAACUAUCAUACGCCAGAACAGGCUCAAAUCCAACACAAAAUCCCGGCCUAGAUCUUAUUUUGGCUGACCUAGACCAGCUGUACUUCGAUCGCGUACAUCCCAUUGCCCCCUUCCUGCACCAGCAACGACACCUCUCCCAGCGUGAAGCAGAGUCAUCGGUCCUUGCGCGUGCCUGCCUCCGCUCAGCCAUGCGCACUGUCGCAGCCGCAAUGUCCGCACAGUAUCGACGCUUCGCAGACUCUUUGUACAUCGAAACUAGCCGGGUUGUGCAGGAGCUGGACACGAUCGAGCGGACGCCAUCGCUCAAACAGAUCCAAGCCGUUUUGCUCCUGGCACACUAUGAGCUCCUACGCAUGGAGGAGAACAGGGCACUGGCCACGGUGGGGCGGUGUUUUCGACUAAUCCAGUUGGCGCGGUUGCAAGAUACAGAUCCGUCUACAGAUGCCGGCGCCGGAAGAGAUUUCGUAAAGGAGGAGGAGACCAGGAGGACGUUUUGGGUUGCGUACUGCUUCGACCGGUUCUUGACCUCGAGGAAUGAGUGGCCGUUUACAUUGCAGGAGGAGGCGAUAUGGAUACGUCUGCCCGUCUCCGAAAGCGCGUUCCAGAUCCCCCGGCCCCCUGAGCAACCGAUGGACUACUUACACGAAGCCAUCGCAAGCAGCGGACAAAAGACCCUCCCUCCAUUCGCCGAGUACAUCGUCCUGGCCACACUGCACGGCCGCACAAUGAACCUGCGCCGCAGUGCGCUCCUCCUCUCAACCUCGACGGAAGCGUCGAUGUUCUGGGAAAGACAUAGGGCACUGUCAGACAUUGUCGAGAAGCGCUCAGCCCUGUGGUCAUACAGCCCGUCAGCCACUACACCCCUGGUAACCGCAGAUCCGCUAACGGCGUUUACAUGUCUGUUGGAGAAGACAUUAAUAAUUUAUCUUGGCAAAGUUGGCCAAACUGCUCGCGAGCAGCUGGGUGGGAUGUCCGAACGACGGCUGAUUGAAAACGCAAAUUCCGCCGUGCAGAAUCUAGCAACAAGUGAGCAGGAGACGCUCAUGAACUGUCACAGCCAUAGCCGUAGCUUUGACAUUGGGACUGGGGGAAGAGGUGGGCAUGCCAGCGGGGGUUUGCAGAGAUCAGCUCAGACUGCUGCGGAGUUUGUGGCGUUGGCUAAGUUCAUGUGCCCAGUUAAUUGUUUUAGGAUAUGUUCUGAUAAGAGUGUGCGCAGGCUCACCCUUUCCUUCCAAAUGCAAUAUCCCGCGCAGCAGUCUUUCUUGCUACGUAUGGAAAUGCCGCCGAGGCUGGAAAAAUACGGAAUGAAUGUUGGCGAGAGAGGUACUGGAAGAAUUAGGGCGAUUGACCAUGCCUCCCGCCUCAAGGUUGACGAGAGGCGUGCAGUGCGCGCGUACUUGUAG